AUGAUUAAUUAAUACAUUGAAAUCAUUCAAUAACUCAGACUUAUUAAGAUUGAACAGCUAUUACUAUAAAAGUUAAUAUAUAAAUUAGCGAAUCAAUUAAGACAUUUUCAAGAAUUUAGAAUGCUCAAAAAGUUUAAUAAACAAACAACUAGAAUUAUUCAAUCAUGUACAUAAUAAAUUAAAGAAAAUUCUUUAUAAGGACCAGAAGUAAUUGAAUAAAUUGAGAAGACUUAAUCAUUUUUAUUAACACUCUCUUAUAUUAUAACAGGAAAUAUAAAAAGAAAAUUACUCAUCCAAUUUUAACUCUUAACUUUUGGUGCUAUAAGUAGAAUAUAGGCAUGCUUUGAUCAUAUAAAAAAUAUAAUUAAUCAAAUGGAAUAAGGCAAAACAAGCACAAAUCCAUAAAUAAUUUCUUGA
This is a messenger RNA of Paramecium pentaurelia, 417 nucleotides long. The record is from the annotation of a GenBank genome assembly. NCBI's taxonomy places the organism in Eukaryota, Ciliophora, Oligohymenophorea, Peniculida, Parameciidae.